Molecule: messenger RNA, 3173 nt
Organism: Pangasianodon hypophthalmus (striped catfish)
Lineage: Eukaryota; Metazoa; Chordata; Actinopteri; Siluriformes; Pangasiidae
Gene: rem1
Product: RAS (RAD and GEM)-like GTP-binding 1
Exons: 5
Coding region: 1060-1944 (294 amino acids)
Biological process (GO): negative regulation of high voltage-gated calcium channel activity
Cellular component (GO): plasma membrane
Molecular function (GO): GTPase activity; calcium channel regulator activity; GTP binding
Source: RefSeq, a predicted model, not a curated record
UGGGACAUUGCUGUAAUUGCCUUAAGUGUGGGAACAAGGCUGGUUUUUGUAAACAGUUUAGGGCCUUCAUCACCCCAAUGCAUGGCCAACUGCCUUGAUUAUUUCUGUUGUUUCAGUUGGAAAAGUUUCAGCAUAGCCUCAGAGAAUAUGUUUUCCUGGUAAGGACCACUGGCCUUCUGUAACUGUUAAGAAAUUAUGUAGACUGAUGCCUUGACCAUUGUUUUUUCCUCUUGAAUCAUUCAGGUAACUUGUGAAGGGAUUUGGCAUUACUUCACAGCAACAGAAUGUUUCUGUAUCAAGAUUCUGGUUUAUUGCCACUUCUGCAUUAAAAAGGACGACUAACAAAGUGUGUGUGACAAGGUCUGUUAUUACAGUUUAGCAGGAAAGGAAGAUCGCAUCACUUUGUUGGAGUGGGAUGUUUGUCCAUAUGAGACUGGGACUGAAUUAUCUUGAGAGCUUCCAGAUCCCACAGAACUGAUGAAGCAGUGCUAUGUAAACAGAAACAGGACCCGAGGAUGAUGUGAAAGCAUUACUCUGUGAGUUUAUGGCUUAAAGUGCUAUGCGCCCAGCCACGCAAGGAUUUUUGACUACGCCUGCGAUUAGAGACUCACUCCGAGAACUCGCGUGUUAAUAUUCACAAAAAAAGUCGUAAAUAGAUAUGUAGGAUUAUAAGCAGGUUUAAUAGCCACGACAAAUUGAAAUGCAGGCGAUUUCACCCGUGUGUUGUUCCGAGCGUGAGACGAGAGCGCGGCGGAGAGAAGAGGGAGGGAGAAAGAGAGAAAGAACAGCCCCUGAUUCCACUCGUGCAUUUUUAACGGCGUUGUGGAACUUUGCGGGUUGUCGCUAUGACUCCUGGGCUAUACCGUUACAUCCCUCACAGCCUGCACGCAGCAGCUCCGCAAAACUCACCCAGACCCGGCCCUCUUUUACCGAAGGACAAGGAGAAGGCACAGUAGUUACAGGUAGUUCCAACCGCAUAACUUCAUCGUCAGGCUUCACAUUUCUACCACGCAAGAGUAAAUAAACGCAUGGACCUGCCUGCAUUCAGUAGUUUCUGAAAUGACGCUGAACACGCAGAGAGAGGGUAGAGAGGUGGUGAGGAGAAGGGCCAGUACUCCCAUCCCCUCCUCUCGGCAUGGAGUAAUACACAGAGAACCUCAGCAUCCUCCACUCGCCCAGUCCGCCUCCUACCAGGCUGGAGACACGAAACUCCACCUGCGAACUCACUGGUCCUCCGACUCAGAGGAGUCCGACAGCUCAGGCUACGAGUGUCUCUACCGGGUCAUCCUACUGGGUGAUCACGGAGUCGGCAAGUCCAGCCUGGCCAGCAUCUUUGCUGGAAUACAAGAAAAAGAUGCCCACAGCUGCAUAGGCGAGGACAUGUACGAAAGAACACUGACAGUGGAUGGAGAAGAAACCACCCUCAUAGUAAUGGACACAUGGGAAGCAGAAAAGCAGGAAGAGGACGAGAAGUGGGUGCAGGACUACUGCAUGCAGGUUGGGAAUGCGUAUGUCAUAGUUUACUCCAUCACUGACCGCAGCAGCUUUGAGAGUGCAUCAGAGCUGCGCAUCCAGCUGCGACGCAUCCGUCAGGCCGAGAAUAUUCCCAUCAUUCUUGUGGGCAACAAGAGUGACCUGGUUCGCUGUCGAGAGGUAGCAGUGGAAGAGGGUCGGGCAUGUGCUGUCGUUUUUGACUGCAAAUUCAUUGAGACAUCAGCAUCAUUGAACCACAAUGUGCAAGAGCUGUUUGAAGGCAUCGUGAGGCAGAUCCGUCUGCGACGGGACAGCAAAGAGACCAACGAGCACCGGCGCUCCAUUUACAAGCGCAAGGAGAGCAUCACCAAAAAGGCCCGCCGCUUCCUCGACAGACUGGUGGCCAAGAACAACAAAAAAAUGGCCCUGAAAGUGCGCUCCAAAUCCUGCCAUGACCUGGCGGUGUUGUGAGCUCUUUUCUUAAUUUCAGAAAGCUUUGAAAACCAUCAGGCAUCUGUUUUUAUGAGGGAAUUUUUGUCAUUAUUUAUUAUUUAUUUAGCUUCAGUUUUGAAGAGGGUGGAUUUAAUGGAUGACACUUUUGAGAAUCCUAUUCAGCAAAUAGAUCAGAAAAAAUUAUGUUGGGAUGAGGAGCCAUAAAGCAAUUGUAUUGAAUCACACAAUUGUAUCAGAUAUUAAGUAGACUUUGUCUUUGUCUGUGUUUGCCUUAUUGGAAUACAUCUACAGACCAAAAAAAUUAAAGAAAAAUAAAAAAUAACAAAGCAUGUGAGCAAGGUGUUAGGCCACCAUGAGCAACCAGCACAGCUUCAGUGCAUCUUUGCACUCAGUGUAUCUUUGCAAGUUUCUGGAAUUGUCCGGGAGAAUGAACACCAUUCUUCCAAAAGAUAUUCCAUCAUUUAGUGUUUUAAUGAGUCCUCAUGCCCUGUGGAUGAGGGCAUUGUCAUCCUGAAAGAGACCAAACCCAUCAGGAUAUAAAUAGUUUUCCUAUAAGGGAACAAGUGGACCCAAAACCAUACCAUUCACACAGAAUAAAAAAACUACCAUUCUUUCCCCUUUUAAUUGAUCAACCAUCUAUAACUUAAGGUAUAUAGCUAUAGUCAUACUAUUUAAAAAAAAUGAUCAGUUGUCAUUUAGAUCAUUUGUAUAAAUGAUCAGUUAUUAUAGGAAAAGCACUGUAUAAAAAGGUACUACAGGUGAUAGUACAGGUGAAACCACAGUGUUUCAUGGAAAGGUAUGCACUAUAUACUCCAUUUCACUGAACUGUACAAGCUGGCUGGAUCAAAAAAUAUGCAAAAAAGGCUACCUAACUGAGGCUGUUAAAAGGGUAAGCAUGUUGAUCAUCAUCUAUAUAUACUGUCAAUAUUUUAUGCAAACCUGCCUUUUAAACUCUGUGUGUGUAUUUUAGGUGAAGAUACUAUGCAACUAUCCUCAGUCUCAAAUGGCUCUGCUUAGUUUGCAGAUAUGCAUCAAAAGAAAGAGUCAAAAAGAGUUGUUUCACUCAUUAGGUAAAAGGCAAUGCUCUAUAUUUGUUCUUACAAUUUUCUGUCUAGUUUUUUUGGAACCUGAUUAAAAAACAUUUUGUACAAAGAAACAUUGACUUGCAUAUGUAUUUCUGUAUUUGUAAAAUAAAAUAAUUGUCAGUUAUACUAAUUAAAAAAAAAAAACAAUUAAUUUUUUAGACA